AUGCCAUCUUCAAAACAACUUGUCAAGAUCCUCACGGGCAGUCAGUGUGAUGUUUUAUAUCGUGUACAACAUGCAGCACAGGGCGCAGCAGGCGGAGGCACGAGCGUUGGCCAAGCUCCUCAGAAGCACGGCCCUGAACAGUUCUGUUAUCCAGGCCGCCGUUCACAUUGGGAUGAGACAGGUGGAAGAGAGAGCUCGCCCUUCGUGCAUUGUCACACGGAGCGGCCCUCUCCCCGUGCAGCGUGGGGUCCCCUGGGCGCGGGCCAGGCUCAGGCGGGACGCGGCGGAGACAGAGCUCUUCCCUGUGUGGACCCGGGCAACUGCCGGCGGGCGAGGUCUGGAUGGUGGCCAGGCCGCAGCCGCCCGGACGUUUGCGAGCGCCGAAGGUGCAGGAUCUGCGCUUGCAGCCACCUUACUUCGUGGGCUGUACCUGAGGUGACAGGCAGGGUCUUCUCUGAUGAAGUUACCCACACGAGUCACCACGGGAUGACGGUGAGCAGGUGCCACGGAAGGGCUCAGAGCCCAGGUCCAGGCUCUUUGACCGCAGGAGUGGGAGCUGGGGUCGAGGAGACAGACUGCACUGUAUGCCGACCUCCACAUUAUGAGGCCUGCUCCACUGGAAAUCGUCUGGAGGGAGCUGUAGUCACGGCUCUCAGAUGGCCAGGCAUGCCUCCUGCCUUUGCAAUCUGCACAGUCCUCUCUCGGAGGAACGUGGAGAGAUCGCUUUGCCGGAGCCUCCUCACUUAACCUGAAACUCGGGUCAUGGUCUGAAGAAGGCAGUUCUGCGUCACUCUUAAUGAUGAAACCAGAGGAAAGAGGCUCUUACUGCUCUAGUUUUCUAAAUUUCAAAGAUGCAAAGUCUCAGCAAACUCAAAAUAUAAUUGAGCUUCCCCAGGAAAAAAUCUGCGUAGUUCUGGUUCUCUGGCUCUUCUUGAUCUUUCUACCCAAGGAGGUCCUAUUCACAGAACCAUAUAUAUCUCUUGCUAAUCUCUCAAGUUAAAUGAUAAAUAUUAUUUAAUUACAAACCAUUGUGCUAGCUGCCCAGGGUAAAGAGUCUGUUGUCUGCAGAAGCUCAUGACCUAGAGAGAGACAGUCACAUGAGUGAAUAUAAGGGCAGGAGCUACCACAGAUACACUAGUAGAGUUCAGCAGGCGUGUGGCUAGUUUGGUUGGGAGGAGGAGGAUGCUUGCGUCUGUGGAAGCUUUAUAGAGAAGGACCGGGUUGUGAGCCAAGUCCUAUGGGAUGGAUGGCAAUAAAGACAUCCCAGGCAGCAGAAACAGCUUCUGGAAAUAGUGAGCCAAGCAGAUAUUGGGAUAUGAGGUGCAUGAAGGGUGAUGAUGGUGGUGGAUGUCAUCACACAAAACUAGAAAUCAGACGGGGCUUCGAACAUCACAGUGUAUGCAAAGGAUAAUUCUGUAUAAUUUCAGGAAACAAAAGUGACAUGUAGGCAUCUGUGUGUCAGAUGAAAGAGGAAAAUGCAAAGACCAUUUAGGAAUGUUGCUGGUGAGUGCAAAGGAGACUACAAGGGAAGGACGUGCAGAAGACCUUCUGCACUCAGCCGGCGGGUGCAGCGAUGGUGAUGGUGUGGACCAGCAGAGAACCUGCCCUGCUGUGCCAACCCCACUCCACUAAAAAGGGCAGCCAGUAUUUUCCUCCCACACUCUUUGAUUGCUUUUGAUAUAAUGACAAUUUGUAAUAUUUUUAUAGAGUAGAAAUAUUCAGUCCUUUCUUUACUAAGAUUGACCAAAAUUUUGUUUCUUUUUGUUUCUUUGUUUGUUUGUUUUGAGACAGAGUCUUGCUCUGUCAUCCAGGCUGGAGUGCAGUGGCUCAAUCUCGGCUCACUGCAACCUCCGCCUCCCGGGUUCAAGUGAUUCUCCUGCCUCAGCCUCCUGAGUAGCUGGGACUACAGGCACCCGCCACCAGGCCCAGCUAAUUUUUGUAUUUUUAGUAGAGAUGGGAUUUCACUAUGUUGGCCAGGCUGGUCUUGAACUCCUGACCUCGUGAUCCACCCGCCUCGGCCUCCUAAAGUGCUGGGAUUACAGGCAUGAGCCACCGUGCCCGGCCCCAAAUUUUGUUUCUUAUUGAUGGUGUAGAAAAGGAAUGGUUUCAUUUUUGCAAAUUUUACAAAAAUAUUCAUCAUGUGAAUUUAAGGCCAAGGGCUUGGAAGCCACCCAUGCCAGUGAGGGCCUUGAGACCUCUGCUUUCACUCCUCUGUAUCUUUCUUGAAAACUACUUCAAGGCUGUAACCUGGCAAAAACAAAUAGCGAAUUUUAAAAAGCUGUGCGAUCCAGGAAAUAGUGGGUCCAAACCAAGAGAACUCUGAAGAGAAGUUCCUGGAAGACAGUAAUGUACCAGUCCUAGGAAGCAGUGAGUUUUCCUCAAUGUGGGAAAAGCAGAGCUCUUUCCCCAAACACACAACACAGAUAUUUGAAGAUACCAGAAGGCUCCCAUACAGAAGCUCAACUACAAAUGGCCAGUCUAUACUUAGGACUCAUAAAAAGGUCACGCCAUGAAAAGAAACUACAUUUUUCAGCACAGAACUGCUAAGAUGGAGAGGAAACCUGACCCCAGCUGGCUGCCUGCUAUCUCUGACAGCUAGGAAUCCUAAAUUAUGAAUCAGAGCAGAAAAGGGAUUAGUGCAGUGAUCUGGUAAAUAUUUUAUUUCCCAUUUUGACUUUGAUUAAUAAAUAAACAUCAGUGAUUAUAUUUUAUAAAGAAAUAAAUUAGAUUUUGGAAAACUUAUGUCUGCCCCCAUGAGCUUGACAGUUUUCCAAUACCUAAUGACUUCUCUGAUGAGAUAAGCAGUGGCAUGAACAGAUGUGAUUUGCGGUAUCGUAUAAUGAAAUGUGACAACAUUUGAAAAAAUUCAUAACUCAAGGAUCCAGUAUUUUCCAAAUGACCAGUGCAUUUUGCUACAAAAUGCUGCUUGAGUAAAAGAUCUAUUCAAGCUGCAAUGGAUAUGAGUGUGACAGAAUAAGAAGCCUUAAUUGACAUGGUUUCACGUUCGACAUCGCAAGGAAUCUUUGAUAAACUACUAUUUUUGCAUUUUGGUGUAAUGUCAAAAAGAAUAUCCACAAUUACCCCAAAAAGAUGAACACUCUUCCCUUUUCCAGAUUUUCUGCAAAUAUUUCAAUCAUGAUAGCAUAUCACAACAGAUUAAAGAUAUUUGUGAAAACAUAAAUGUGCCACUCCCCUUACUAAAUUUUCAUUUGAAAAUCAUUAUUUUUUAAAAUAAUUUUUUUCAUUUAUGUUAACAUGUAGUUUAUUAUUGUUAUUUUAAAUGAAUUAAUAAAUACUUGAAAAGUAUCU
This is a messenger RNA of Pongo pygmaeus (Bornean orangutan), 3309 nucleotides long. RefSeq lists its product as uncharacterized. The record is from RefSeq and is a predicted model, not a curated record. Lineage: Eukaryota; Metazoa; Chordata; Mammalia; Primates; Hominidae. The transcript is spliced from 4 exons. The coding region runs from base 1 to 747 and encodes 248 amino acids.